AAGUCCUCACGCCACAAGCAGCUGUCCUUGAAUGCACAGUGGAAACAUGUUACAGAACUGAAAAUUACAUAAUUUAACUGCUCUUUUGGCAUUGUUGAACAAACUAUUCAUACCGGAGUAGUGAUAUAAACCUUCAUGUAAGUUUUCCCUAGCCCAGUGAUGUCAGCCCCUAACUCAAACCAGAGAAAAGCAUGCUGGGGUGCUAGGGACGAGCUGUGGAAGUGCCUUGAUGAUAACCAUGACAAUGCCUCCUCCUGUGAGAAGUUCCAGAAAGAGUUUGAGGCGAGCUGUCCUGCUCAGUGGGUGAAAUACUUCACCAAGAGGAGAGACUUCUUGAAGUAUAAGGAGAAGAUGCAGACGGAGGGCUUUGAGCCUGCUGACGGGCCUAAACAGUCACAGUCCUAGCCAGUAGCCACUGGUCAGAAGACGGAGAGGAGGACUUCCUGGGGCCUCCUGGUUAAGGAUGGACAGCAGUGGACUGUCACUGGACACUAGAGCACAAUCCUGCUAUGCCUCCCAAAGACGACAGAUGCUGGAGGUCAGUGACGUCACACCUGGACCUGGACACUCUGGUUAGAUGUCACCUACAGGCCACAGUCAGAUUCUCAAGCUUCUCCCCAAGUGUGCACUUGUCUUGUUCAUUCCUUGCCUCAGACUAGUGACCAUACCUAUGUCACACAUGGCCAGGUGUGUGGUGAUGUAACCACGGUGACUGCUGUGGAAAGUGCACCCAACGCACUCACGGUUCUACAGGCUUCCUCUGUAUCCCUCUCUGCUCUCUCAAUACAACAUCAAGUGGUUGUAUGUGGUGUGACAAUGCUUUUAUUUGACAUAUAACUGAACAAAUCAACUGCUUCGUGACUGUUAGUCUAACCACUGAAUCAUUUAUUAUUUAUGCUAUUGUCAAAGAUAGAUGCAGAUAUUGUUCUUUAUUCAUGAAUAGACAGUGUGACAUAUUAUAUGCAUGUGAUUUGUUGUGAUUGAUAAAUAAAGAUGACUCAAUGGUU
Molecule: messenger RNA, 1007 nt
Organism: Coregonus clupeaformis (lake whitefish)
Lineage: Eukaryota; Metazoa; Chordata; Actinopteri; Salmoniformes; Salmonidae
Product: cytochrome c oxidase assembly factor 6 homolog
Exons: 3
Coding region: 160-405 (81 amino acids)
Biological process (GO): respiratory chain complex IV assembly
Cellular component (GO): mitochondrion; respiratory chain complex IV
Source: RefSeq, a predicted model, not a curated record